Messenger RNA from Fraxinus pennsylvanica, 1905 nucleotides. Lineage: Eukaryota; Viridiplantae; Streptophyta; Magnoliopsida; Lamiales; Oleaceae. The record is from the annotation of a GenBank genome assembly.
AUGUCAAACGGUGGCACCCCCAAUUCCGGCACCAGCGGCAGCCCCGUACACGGCGCCCCCACCAGCACUCACCGUCGCCGUGUCCCUGACUCAACUAACGACGUGGAGAAAUCAUUAGACCAUGUACAGAUUUCUUGCGAUAAUUCUCCAGAAGAUGAUGAUUCAGAAACAUCGAAGGACGAUAAUGUCAGUGGGUAUCAAUAUAACAGUGGUGGCAGCUACCAUCACCACCACCCGAUGAUCCGAUAUUUUUUAAUGCGUAAACGGGUGCCGGAGAAUUGGGUUUUGGGCAUAGAGGAAUCUAUAUUAAGUGCUUAUUCGAUCUUGCACUCUUUGAGACCAAGAAAAAAUAUGGUUCGGGUAAUUUUGGGGCUACUGUUGAUGCUUGUGGUGGUUUCGACAUUACUGAAGUUUGCUUUUACCGCUGGCAUCGGUGGUUAUCGGGAGGUUAAUGGGAUUUUGAUUGUUCAGAAUUUUAACAAUGAUUGGUCUAAUGCUCAGAGAGUUAUGUUUGAUUUGGACACAUCUUCCGGCAGCGACGUUAUGCAGAAACGGAAAAUGAAGGAAAUUCCGGUCCCAGACAUAUGGAUGAAACCAAAUAGUGAUGACUAUUACCAAUGCAUUUCUCGACCUAGGAAUCACAUAAGAACAGGGUCAGUGACAAAUGGUUAUAUUAUAGUUCACGCUAAUGGAGGGUUGAACCAAAUGAGAACAGGAAUAUGCGAUAUGGCUGCCAUAGCGAAAAUUAUGAACGCCACUCUUGUGCUUCCUUCACUUGAUCACGAGUCCUUUUGGACAGAUCCUAGCGAUUUUAAAGAUAUAUUUGACUGGAGGCACUUCAUUGAAAUUUUAAAAGACGAUAUUGAGGUAGUUGAAUCCUUGCCACCACAAUAUUCUGCAUUAAAUCCCCUGGUCAAGGCACCGGUCUCUUGGUCGAAGGCUAGUUACUAUAGAGGCGAAAUCCUUCCUUUGCUGAAGAAGCAUAAGGUGAUCGUGUUUACACAUACCGAUUCACGACUUGCUAAUAAUGGGCUUGCGUCAUCUAUUCAGAAGCUCAGGUGUCGUACAAAUUAUGUGGCUCUCCGGUUUACACCAGAGAUUGAGGAGCUCGGAAAGAAAUUGGUGGAUAGGCUUAGGAGUGAUGGUGAACCAUAUAUUGCUCUACAUUUAAGAUACGAGAAAGACAUGCUUGCAUUCACUGGCUGCAGCCACAAUUUAACCGCAGAAGAGGCCGAAGAACUACAGGUCAUGAGGUUUGAAACCAAGCAUUGGAAAGAGAAAGAGAUCGACAGCAAAGAAAGGAGAUUACAGGGAGGCUGCCCAAUGUCUCCUCGGGAGGCUGCGCUACUUCUCAAGGCCAUGGGAUAUCCCUCCUCAACUAGAAUAUACAUAGUUGCUGGGGAAAUUUAUGGUAACAAUAGUAUGGAUGCCUUCCGAUUGGAGUACCCAAAUGUUUUCUCUCAUUCGAACCUUGCGACCGAAGAAGAGAUAGAGCCAUUCAGUCUUUAUCAGAACCGCCUUGCGGCCUUAGAUCACAUUGUAGCCGUAGAAAGUGAUGUCUUUGUUUACACAUACGACGGCAAUAUGGCAAAGGCUGUGCAGGGGCAUAGGAGGUUUGAAGGAUUUAGAAAGACAAUAAAUCCUGACAGGCUCAAUUUUGUACAACUGAUAGAUUUGUUUGAUGAGGGAGCAAUCUCUUGGGAGGACUUCGCUUCAGAAGUCAAGAGCUUACACUCGAACAGACUUGGAGCACCAUACCUUCGACAAGCAGGCGAAUCACCAAGACUCGAAGAGAACUUUUACGCAAACCCUUUUCCUGGAUGUGUUUGUGAUAAAUCGGAGCAGCAAAGAAGGCGUCAGCACCUCACUCAUAUACCUAAUUUGAGAGUUGCUUCACAAAGAUAA